UUGAACUCCGUCUUCAGAGCACAAACCCUGAGAGAAAUAGCAGAGCAUCGAAAUGGGCCUAUGGAAGCAGUAAACAAUCGACUAUUUGCUGAUCAAAAAAAUGGAUGAGUAUGCGAGAGAGGAAGCCAGAGAAAGAGAAAGAAAGAUAGAGAGAUGGAAACAGAGAGAGGGAUUCGGGAGGGAGAUGGGUGAAAAUUAUUGUGUCUUAGAUAAACUGAAUCAUCUAAUGAUUAGUAAUGCGUGCAAUUUGACAGAAGAUCAGAUAGAUCAUAUCGACUCUUUUUACCAUCGGCUAAGAUUCCUAGCAAUCAUUCUCAAUGAUAUGGACGAGAAGCAGCAGCAGCAGCAGCAGCAACAUGACUUGAACCAUGAAGCUAAAAACCUGCCGAUGCAAAUUUAUUAUGUGAUCUGCAAAACAAGACAACUCAUCCGUUCUUUUGAUGUUGAAGUUCCAGAGCAGAGGGACAACAACAACAAUGGUGACAAUUUUUUUGAUAUUUUAAUUGGCACAAAUAUCAUGGAAGAGAUUAAGCCGAUCGAGGCAAAAGUGGUGCAGUUUUAUGACCAGAUAAAUCAGAUUCAACUCCUACAAGAUUUUUAUGAUGGAGUCCAUUCGUCGAUGUCAAUGUCAAUGUCAAUGGAGAACAGAACCAUGGUAGAUGAAGAAAUUACAGUGGGCUUUGAUGAUGAGGCGUUGACUAUAAAAAAGCUACUUGCUGGAGGGAAGAAGCAGCUACAAAUGAUAUCAAUUGUUGGGAUGCCUGGACACGGUAAGACAACUUUAGCCAGAAAACUGUACGAUGAUCCUUACAUCACACACUACUUUCAUAUUCGUGCAUGGACCUAUGCUUCUCAAUUACCCAGAAAAACCGAAAUGUUGUUGGACAUUUUACAUUCUGUUACUGUCGAUGAAAUUGAAAACAUGACCAAUGAGGAGCUAGGUGAAAAGUUGUACAAGCAAUUAAAAGGCAAGAGAUAUCUCAUUGUCAUUGAUGAUUUAUGGCAUAUUAGUGCCUGGGUCGAUCUUAAAAUGUAUUUCCCCAAUGACAACAAUGGAAGUAGAGUUAUGUUCACCAGUCGUCUCAAAGAGGUGGCUAUGCAUGCCUCACCUAAGUGCCAUCCUCAUUGUCUGCGUUUUCUCACUGAAGAAGAGAGUUGGGAGUUAUUAGAACGGAAGGUAUUUCAAAAUGAAAGUUGCCCUCUAGAACUGAUUAAAAUUGGGAAGCAAAUAAUGAAAAAAUGUGAAGGGCUUCCACUUGCAAUUGUUGUAAUAGCAGGACUUCUUGCAAGAAACAUGAAGACACGAGAGUCGUGGAAACAAGUUGCCCAAAGUGUAAGCUCAUACAUUGUUAGUGAUCCAAACCAGUACUUGGACACACUAGUACUGAGUUACAAUCACUUGCCUCGCCACUUGAAACCAUGCUUUCUCUAUUUAGGAGCAUUUCCACAAGACCACGAAAUCCCGGUGCAGAAGUUGAUUUGUUUGUGGAUAGCUGAGGGGUUUAUACAAAAAAUUGGGCAGAGAAGCUUGGAGGAAGUAGCAGAGGAUUACUUGAUGGAUCUAAUUCAAAGAAGUCUGGUAAUUGUUGCUCAAAAAGGGUUUGAUGGUCGAAUUAAAGCAUGUCGUAUGCAUGAUUUGUUGCGUGAUUUAUGCUUGAAGAAAGCCAGCGAAAUUAAUUUCCUGCAGUGGAUUCACAAUUAUAAUGACUCUUCUCCUUCUUCUUCAAGUAAUUACGAAACAAAUAACCAACGCCGCCUGUGCAUCCGGUCUUACUUCUUACUAGAAUUUGAUCAUGUUCUCAAGUCUUGUUCCCCAGCAGUUGUUCAAUCAUUAUUGUGCUUCAAAAAUAAGUUUGAGAGAAAAAUUAGAAAUGCCGGCAAUCCGUUUGGUGAUGUGUGUUCGUUUAUUUGUUGGACCUUCAAACUUCUUAGAGUGUUGGACAUGUGGUACAUCAGUACCUUCUUUUCAAAAGAAUUAACCCAACUUGUUAAUUUGAGGUAUUUGGCAAUUAAUUUGAACGAUUCCUGUGAAUUACCGCAAUCAAUAUCCAAUCUCUCAAACCUAGAAACACUUAUUAUUAUUUCUACACAAUGGAGAAAGCUUAUUUUGCCAUGUAAUGUUUGGAAGAUUCCAAAGUUGAGGCAUCUUUAUGCUAAAGGAAGAGCAAAAUAUGAUGUGUCUUUAUGUUCUGAAGAAGCAGUGGUGGAUCACAACCAUCCCUCUAUAUUAGAAAACCUACGAACCAUCGCAAACUUCAACCCUUGUGGAUGUAUUCAGGAUUUAUUGGCAAGAACUCCUUAUCUUACAAAGUUGGGAAUUUGUGGACAUCUGUUGUCAGAUUCGGAGAAUUUGAUGUUUCCUAAUCUAGAAUUUUUAAGACACCUUGAGACUUUGAAGCUGCACAACAAUGUUUUGUGCAGAUACCCAAUUACUCUCGGAGAGGUCAAGUUUCCUGCAAAUAUUAAGAGGCUAACCUUGAAAUCUACAAGGCUAAAGUGGGAGGAGAUGUCAGUCCUUGGGAUGCUGUUACCCAGCCUUGAGCUUCUCAAAUUAGAAUAUAAUGCUGCCUGGGGAACGCAAUGGGCAACAACUGAUGGUGGGUUUCCUCGACUCAAAUUCUUGAGACUGAGGAGCCUCAAUGUCGAGCAAUGGAUCACCUGCUCUAGUCACUUUCCAAGCCUUCAACACUUAUCAUUGGAAGGUUGUCGAAAUCUCAGGGAAAUACCAUCUAGUUUGGGGGAUAUACUCACUCUGCAGCUAAUUGAGGUAACCUUUUGUCAUUUCUCUGUUAGGGAAUCUGUCAGGAAAAUUAAGGAAGAGCAAGAGAGCAUUGGAAAUAAUUGGUUGAAAGUGCUGAUUAGGAAACAACCAUGGGGCCUUUGAGUCAAAGUGUAAUGAUACAACUUCUAAAGUUUGCUUUUUGGCUCAAAAUGGUCCAAUAGUUAAUAGUCGUUGGGCUUUUGGACGGAAACCCCACGUGUGCCUUGCGCGCACGGGACUUGCAUGGGCUCUCUCUUUCAUCAUGUUUAUCAAUCAACAAUUUUGACUUUCUUGACUGUUUUUGCAACAAUUCAAUUUGUUCUCUAAUAUUAUCACUCAAAUUCAACUCAUUCAAAGGGAAAACAUCCAAAAGCGUUGAAAUUUCUUGAUUGAGAUCAUGAAAAUGGCCCGAAAUAGAAUGGUUUUGAAGCAAGGACCGAGAAUUCUUUUGCUGAAACGGUAAAGCCCUCCCCGAGAACGACGCAAUGAGCUCCGCUGAAACCAAAGCUAGGGUUUCAACCAAAGCCACCUCCGUUAGAUCCAACGGUGCUAGAACGCCUCAACUGAUGGCAACCUCCUCCUCCACAGCGAUGAAACUAUUGCCACCGACGCCAUAACCAAAUCUCCCUCCUCUUUCUCUCUCUCUCUCUCUCUAUAUAUAUAUGUAUAUAUGUAUGCAUAUAUAUCUCUCUAUUUCGUAGUUUGAAACAAGGAUUGAUUAGUGAAGCUCAAGUGGACUCCUUCAAUUUACCUAUGUACAUAAUUCGCCCCAAUUACAUGGUUAGGGUUGUGGAAAGAAAUGGAUGUUUUAGCAUUGAGAGAAUGCAACUGACAGACCCCUUGUUGAACAUUGAAGAGCCAUUUGGAUGAAUUAUU
Camellia sinensis is the source of this 3637-nucleotide messenger RNA. NCBI's taxonomy places the organism in Eukaryota, Viridiplantae, Streptophyta, Magnoliopsida, Ericales, Theaceae. The record is from RefSeq and is a predicted model, not a curated record.